Messenger RNA from Bacillus rossius redtenbacheri, 23964 nucleotides. Its product is annotated as BTB/POZ domain-containing protein 7. Gene Ontology annotation, molecular function: protein binding. The record is from RefSeq and is a predicted model, not a curated record. Gene Ontology annotation, biological process: morphogenesis of a branching epithelium. Lineage: Eukaryota; Metazoa; Arthropoda; Insecta; Phasmatodea; Bacillidae. The transcript has 12 exons. The coding region runs from base 360 to 3215 and encodes 951 amino acids.
UUUCUGCAGAGUUUGCUCUACUUCUAGCAUGUCUGAAAUCAAGUGAAAGUUGAUUUGUAAAUUGUGAAUUGACAAACAAAUGUCAAACAAAUAAUUACGCAUGUGCUAAAAUGUGUAACUAUAGUAGUUUCAAAUAUGUGUAAUGUUGUCGUCCAGAGUAAAAAUCUUCAAGUUAUUCUUGGAAAUUGAAACUGGGUCGAGCAAGAAUCCCCCUUCAAUCUGUUUGUGUUAGACAUUGGAAUGUAAACAUGGCGACAUUAUGCUGUGUUUAUAAACGUAAUGUUACAGCCCGAUGAGAGACUCUGUCAAAUCUGUUGCAAAAUGCAUUCAUUCAUCUCAGCCAAUGCGCUGGGGAAGCGAUGAACUUGUUCCGGGCCCUUAUUCCGUGUGCAUUGCAGCGAAGCUGUUGGGCCGAAGAUGAGCGCAUGACUCGAAGGAUGGGAGCUUCUGUCUCCAGUCCUUCGGUAGACCUGCAGGGACAGUUUGGCUCCAACGGCGUCCGCUACUCCGUAGGGUACCAGCACUCCGGCAUGCUGCUCUCGCACACAGGAGAGCAGUUGCCAGUGGUUGUCAGGGAGAGGAAGAAAAAGGCGACGGGCUUCGCAACGCUGCGCAAGAAGCUGAUCCGGCGGCGGCGGUCGUCGAAGACGUGCGACCACGGGCGCGUGCUGCGGGAGUUCGUGUCGGACUGGAGUGCCGCGGAGGUGGCGGCCCUGCUGGAGGAGUACGAGGCGCUCGCCGCGCUCAAGGACCUCUCCGUGCAGGCGGAGCUGGCACGGCCGCCUGCCGCCACCUACAAGCAGGACCUGUCCACGCUGUACGACUUCAAGCACUGCACGGACUGCGACCUGGUGUUCCGUGGCGUCUGCUUCCCGGUGCACCGUGCCAUCCUGUCCGCGCGCUGCCCCUACUUCCGCGACCUGCUGGCGGGCUGCCCCGGCUACGGGGCGCGCAUCUGCCUCGAGCUGCGCACCCCGGGCGUCGACGUGCAGAUGUUCUCGGCCCUGCUGCGCUACCUGUACACGGGCGACAUCUGCACGCACGAGGGCGGCGUGGACCGGGGGCUGCUGAGGCGGCUGGGGGAGGAGUUCGGCACGCCGGGCCCCCUGGAGCACGACCUGCGCUACCUGCUGGAGACGGGCGACUACGCCGACGCCGCGCUCGUCUUCACGUCCGACGGCGGCGACUACCAGCGGCCCGACUCGGGCUCCUCCGAGUACGGCUUCCGCCCCAAGCUGGAGCUGCCGUGCCACAAGGCCAUUCUCAGCGCCCGCUCCCCCUUCUUCCGCAACCUCAUCCAGCGCCGCACCAGGACCGGGGAGGAUCACACGGAGCGCGCCCUGCACAUCCCCACGCGCAUCGUGCUGGACGAGUGCGUGAUCCCCAAGAGGUAUGCGCGGGUGCUGCUGCACGCGGUCUACCUCGACACCGUGGACUUGUCGCUGAUCCUGCGCGGCAGUGGCUGCGGCAGCACGGCCGGCAGCCUGGGUGAGGUGCAGCAGCUGACCCACACGGGCCGGGCGCGACCCUCCGCCCUGGAGGAGGCCAUGGAGCUGUACCAGAUAGGCAGGUUCCUGGAGCUGGACAUCCUGUCCCAGGGCUGCGAGGACCUGGUGGUGGAGGGGCUGUCGCUGGAGUCGCUGCCGCAGGUGCUGCGCUGGGGGGCUCAGCCGCACGGCUCGGCCUGGGUGCAGCGCCAGGCCGCGCGCUUCCUGCGCGAGGAGUUCCAGGCCGUGGCGCAGUCGCCCGUACUGCACCAGCUGGAGCGCGCGCACCUGGCCGCGGCCCUGCGCAGCCACUUCCUGCAGGCCAGCGAGCUGGAGGUGCUCCAGGCAGUGCUCAGGUGGGGCGAGCAGGAGCUGGUCCGGCGCAUGGAGGACCGCGAGCCCAACCUGCUGAGCCACACGGCGCACUCGGUGACGCGCAAGGGGGUGAAGAAGCGGGACCUGAGCGACGUGGAGCUGCGCGAGAUCCUGUCGGAGCUGCUGCCUCUGGUGCGCAUGGACCACGUCCUGCCGCCCAGCAGCGAGGUGCUGGUCCAGGCCAUCCGUCGCGGCCUGGUGAGCACGCCGCCCAGCCACAUGCUGGGGGACGAGCGGGAGGGCCCGGCGGCCCGGCGCGCCAACGCCUGGGUGCGCUCCGGCCGCAGCGACGGGCGCCUGUUCGUGACGCCCCGCCUGUUUGCUCCCUACUGCGAGGAGGUGAAGGCCCAGCUGGAAGGGGGCGGCGCGCGGGACGGCGACCUGGCCCGGCUGCGCAUGGCCCGCUACGUGCGCGACAUCCCGGACACCCUGUACAUGGUGGAGGACAAGCCCCGCCCCCCGCCCACCGCCGGCGUCGACGUGCUGGCUGCCGCCCUCCCGGUGCCGGACUCCGCCACCAUGGCGGCCAUGCUGAAGCGGGAGCAGAAGCUGCGGCAGGCGCCCAGCGUCCAGCGUGCCGUCUCCCUCCCGCUGUCGUCGCGGCACGACAUCAACCGGCAGGUGCGCCUGCGCGUCGUGCGCGAGUUCAACCUGCCCGAUGCCGUGGCCGACCUGCUGGAGAGCGCGGCCUGCUACUGCUCGUCGCAGGAGGACGAGGACGCAGACAUGGGCAUGGACGACGACGACUCCCCUUCCCCUUCUCCCCCCGCCAAGGUGCUGGGCCCCGGACCCCUGCCCCACCACUUCGGCCGCAACAUGACCUUCCCCCGGGGGCUGGGCCCCGCGGGGUGCCGCAGGCGGGAGCUGCCGGCCGUCGUCACUGAGGGAGACUCCUACCGCAUGCACACGGAGGUCAGCUGCUCACCUUUGUCUGCAAUGCAUCAAACUUACAUUAUCUGGAGAGCAGCUCGUGCAGCGACGGCCACCUGUCGGACAUCAUGCCCGACGUCGCGAUGGCCACCGCCUCGUUCGGCCAGCUGCAGCUGCAGGAGCACGAGCUGGAGCUGGACCUGGGCGACGGCAACCCGCACCUCCACGGGCCGGCCCCGCCGCUCUUCCACCGGUACCUGGGGCCCGGCCCCCCGCCGCCCUACCUGCACCGCAGCGCCUACCACACCGGCCCCCCGCGCUUCAUCUAGUCCACCCCCGCUUCCCCCGCUCCCCGCUCCACGCUGCUUCGGGAGACAGAUCGCCAGUUUGCCUUCCCGGAUCUUGACACUAUGGGCAAAUUGCAAGCCAGUUACAGGUAGAGACAAGAUUUUGUGGUGUUAUUUUAACAAUAUGUGUUAUUAAGAAAGCUAGAUUUUAGUGUUAUGUGGGUUUUUUUUUUUAAUUCAAAAUAACUAUGGCAGAAUUUCCACAAUUACGUUGCAUUGCUUGUAAAUUUAGUAAAACACUCGAUCAAAACUAAAGAAUUAAUUUUUAUGUACUCACAUACAGUAAAACCCCAUUGUUACAACCCCUCUCAGUUCCCGGAAAUAGGUUGUAAUAGAGGAGGGGUUGUAGUAAACAUUUAGGAUGGUGAUGCCCUUUCACCUCCUCCCCCGACCUUUAUAUCAAAACAUGCCAUGUUUCACUCCGAAUCUGUGUUCAGUCGUAUCUGGCACGAAACUGACAAUGUUUUCAAAAUUAAAUAUAAAUUGGUUUUAACAGUCGACGUCUUCCGAAAAGAAAAGCACAUUGGACCUUUUACUUCUGUCACCAAAACGAGCAUAAACAGGCGCAAUGUGCGGUGCAGCUGUAUCUUUUAACGAGCGCUAGGUCCAUCUGACACUUAUUUCAUAAGGAAAAAUGUUGAUUUAUGAGCAUGUGUGCCGUAACUAUAUACCACGCCAGAGGUAAAGAAAGUCAAGCGCCAUGAAAAGUGGAAUGUUACAAAGGGAGGAGAAAGGGAGAGUCAGGUAGGAGGGAUGGUGGUUAGCUGUGCAGUGUGUGCCUCUCUUUGGUGAAAAGGGCAAACCUUUUUUUGCGCUGUGAAGUGACUUUUUUUUGUCAACCCAGAGAAACGAUAAUUGCCAGGGCUGUCAAGGUAAACAUUGCCUGUGGCAGCUAAAACCCUAGGGGCAUAGAGGUGCAUGAUCAUCCUGGACUGUAACUGUGUAUAUCUACUCGAAAAACGUGUCAACAUAACAGAGUCAUUCCUUACAUUUAUAGCUGGAUGUUAUCUACCAUAUACAUACAAGUUUUCUCUGCCACGUUUUUGAAUAAAAGUAACCAUCGAGCGGGCACUGCGUUGCGAACUGUUUUACGACAAUUAUAAAGCCCUAUCAGUUUCCUAUUUGCUGACAGUUCUGAUAUAUUUUUAACUUCCUUCUGUGUAAAAUAAGGUAUGCUGAUGAUACAGUUGUUAUGUCUGAUGGUGCAUGUUAAAUCUGUCUUUUUCUUUGUUGUUUUUUUCUCAGUUUUGUUGGUGAAUGUAGUGGGAAAUAAAAAUCUUCUCAUGAAAACCCCUAAAAAAUUUCCUUAAAUCUCAGGAUUUUUUUGCUGGCGAAAAAAACUUUGUGACCCUGAAACUUUUCCCUAAUUUCAGGAUCCUGAUCUCAUUUUACACAAAUUGGUAUGAUGUAUAAAAAAAGUGUAGUUUUGUCAACAACUGUUCACAAAAUCUAGCCUAAAGCACAACCAAUUUAGUUUCUCAGAAAAUGAGUGGAUCACCCAUAAUUGUUCACCAAAUCAAACCUUAAAAGUUAAUGAAUUGGAAUAAAAUGUAAUAAGUUGUCAACAAACAGGAAUCAAGAUCAAGAGAGAUCCAAAACCAAAUUGUAAAAACAGAAGCAAACUUAAAGGUGUCCAAGAGCAAGUGAUAUCACAGUAGUUGGCUGCCGGGCAGGCGGGGAGACAUGCUGGUAUCACGGAACCAGUAUCAGUAGUAGGAGGGAGAGGGGGUGUCUACUACCCACCCGCAGUACAGCGCUGACCAAGAGUAACACAGCGCAAUAUGCUUCAAACAAAUUUUCCUGUAGAUUUCCUUCAAAAAAUAUUUCUAUCAUGGUUUCUAGAAGAGGGUUUUAAUAAAUGGGGUUUUACUGUAUUUAAAACAAAUAAACUAGAAUUACAAAAACAUAAUGAUCCAUAAAAUGACAAAUUCGCAAUAAUUCACCUAAAACUAACUUGAUGUUGUAGCAAAACUCAACACAAAAACUAAUACAGAAGGAAAUUUAUGCAGAGACUUAUGUAAGUUUGCAUCUGCAAUGCUAAGCCUAAUCAUAUUUCUUGGCCUCAAAGACUAUUUGCCGUUUGGCAAGGUUUGUUGUGAAAUUUCAUUUCACAUUUAUAUGCUGCCAACUUGAGACACUGUUUUAAUUUUGUCUGAUUUACUGUGUGAAGUUAAGACAAUUUUUCUUUCAGAAAAAAAAAAUAAUUACUCAAUUUGGUUUUGAUGUCACCUAGUUUUGAUGGGAGAACAUGUGUUGUAAGGUAGGAUAAUCCUUCAAGAAAGGUUAGCAAGUCUACUAAAAAUGCACAAUUCUGUGACACAAACAAAGCAUCAAGUUCAGAAACAUGAUCUCUUCUGGCGUAAUUUUUAGGAAUUUUACCCCAUGGUUUUCUUGCUGGUUUUGUUCAGAAACUCAGUGUUAUGAAUGUGCUCAUUUAUGUAAUUGACACUCAAACCAAGUUUUCUACCAAAUUAAUACCGGCUGAGGUAACUUUUUCUUUGAAGCAUUCAAUGGAUUCUUGGUCUUAUAAACUUAAAUGUAUUGGUGUUUGUGCUAUAUUGUGUUGUGAAAAACAGUCUUCAUUUUCACCACAACAUUUUUAAGUUUCCUCAUGUUAUUUUGCCAUACAAUUUCAACCAAAUGUAGUUUGUUUGCCCAAACAGCCCCUGAAGUGUUGGGGCACAUUUUUUGAUGUAGUGUGCUGAAACAAUCGUAAAUGAUACAACUUGUUUAUUUUAUAUUGUACCUCGUACUUAUUGGAUAACAUCAGUAACUGCGUAGGCACAAUAUGAUGAGUCUGCACAGUCCAGCACAACAGAUGCAAUGAGAAAUACUGACUGACUGUAGAAGGUUCAAGUGUUCUAAAAGAUGACUUUGUCUUGAAUGCAUAUUUUUGUCACUUGUGACACGCUUAACUUGUGUAUCUCGUCUUUCGGAGUCAAGUCUGCAGCUGCAAAAUUAGCAAAUUAAAAGUAAUCAUUAACGUAAAAUCCAUUACUUAAAAAUGCUUUCUUCCUGUUACUUACAGAAACCUACAUUUGAAGCAUUUAAAAAAAGUUAAAAACACUCCAGCUCUAACCUUGCAAAAACUUUCCAUGCUUGAAAAUAUUAAAACAAUAGAUGGAAAUAAGUAAGAAAUGCCAACAUGCACAUGCAAAAAAUGUAUGGAACAUGUGUUUAUGAACAAUAAUCACUUUAGGCAAAGUAGAUGUAAUUUUUUAUUAACCAAUUCACCACAAAAUUGUGUCUCUAGAAAAGUUACUGUAGGGACUUGAUCGGAAGACGAAAAACAGUCUACCUCACCUUAGUCAAUGUUGUGGACGUGAGAGUUGAUAUUUGUUAUCAUAGCCUCAGUGUCGCCACUGUCCCAAUGAUCCGGCUGGAGCUUUUCCGGUUUGCUCCUGGCUCUCUUACGGCCGUGAUGUCGUCCGAAGCACCGCGAGUGAUGCUGCUGAAGCUCUAAAUCCUACUACUUUUUUCACUCUAAUCCAAACGAAAGCAUGCGUGCUUCGUUGGUUCUAGUGCCCCUGUGUUCGCCCGUGGUUCUGGGAUAUAUUUUGGAAUACGCCUGGAAUAUUUGCUAGUUCAUUGGUUUUCCUUGCGUGUCACAUUUGAGUCUUGGUUCUUCCAUUGAAGUAGCAAGACACAUGUUGGAAAUAUACUGAUUACUGUUAUUGUAACUGAUCAACUGAUCAUUUACAUGUGCUCUGAAUGCUGGCAUUGAUUCCAGGUGUAGUUAAUACAUUCAAUAACUCUUUUGUAUAGUUACAUAUACUUUUUGCUUAUGGACUUUUGUGAGAAUAUAUGUAAACAAAGUAAUAUUUUCAUCAACUAAAUAUUUCUGUUUGUUCUGUUUUAUUUCACGCUUAUUUUCAAUGCAAGUGACGGCAUUUGGUACAAUAUUUACAGUCUCAGAUUAUUUUUUGAGUGUCGUCUUGUGAAGAAAAUUGGGGCCUCCUGUCUGAGCAGAACUUUUGUGGUGUACAAAUUAUUAUAGUAAGUAUUGUUUCAUUAGAUGGUGAUGGAGGAUCAGAGAGAAGGGACUUAAGUUUCAUUGUAGGCUGCGUGUAGGUGUAAAGUAGGUUUACAUUCAGUUCUGUUCAUUUGUAGUUCUGAUAGUAACUGCAUAUUGUUUCAUCUCAUAGUGCUGUCAUCAAUUGUUCUGAGUGAAGUUAUGACUAAAGAUAUUAUUUGCAAUUUCGGUUCUGUAUUAAUAUGGACUUGUAAAUUGUGAUUUUGUGUGUGUUACAGGAAAUGUACAAAAUGUAAUUUUUCUUUCUUGUUUUUGUGGGCUAAGAUUGUUCCUUCUCUUUAUGUAGGUUGUUUAUUAUCUUUAUAUAAGUUAUCUUCCAUUAUUGUGGAGGAUGAUAUAUGUUACAUUUGUCUCUUGUUGUAAUUUAUUCUGUAAACUUCAGAGCAACGUACUUUAAUUUUUUUACUGUUGGUUUAUUUGUAUUGGUAGGGUAAAUGUGUGAGUGCAGUUGUAAGAUAUGCGCCAGCGAAACUGUACAAAGUGGACUCUGCUGGGCUUGUGCUUGUCCGUAGCACAGUGAUGUUUUUGUCACUUGUAACUGAUAGUAUCGAUUAGGUGUAAGAUGUUGUUAGUGGCGCUCCAUUGUGAAAUUGUCAAUCCAUCAAGGGUAGUUAAGUUCAGUAGCAUUACGUAAAUCUUUGCCACUUGUUGGAAUACGCAGAAUAUUGGGGAAUUGAUGAACAAUGUCUUUUCUUAAACAGAAUGUAAACUUUUUUUUUUUAACAAUUAUACAGUAAAACCUCGUGCAACAAUCUCCUAUAUAAUGAAAUCCUCGUUAUAAUGAAACAGCUGUUAGGUCCCGCCAAAAUGCCACAGAACCUUAUGUAUUUGUACCUCUAAAUAACUAAGUAUUUUUUUAACAGUUCCAACAAAAACACCCGCUAUAGCAAAGGAAAAUUUUUCCAAAUGUUUAGGUAGAAUUGUCAUAUUUUUUCCAUUUGCUUGUGGAUGUAUUACGUUUCAGCAAAUAAACAAAUACUGCCGUCAUCUUAUAUUGACUGACCAUAGAACUAUUGACGUACUGAAACGCACUUUGAAACUAGUGAAGUGAAACACAUUGUACCAACAUUAGCUAACGAACACAUUGUACCAACAUUAGCUAACGAAAAAACCACUUCAGUUAAUCAAUAUUACGAACAUCGCCUAGAAAAUUUCUCACAUAUCACACUUGCACAAAUUUACGUCUGUGUUCUGUGAAAAUGGGCGAUUGUUGUAAUGAAUACCGAUAUGCAAUCUGGAUUGUGUGGAAGUGUUACUUAACUAAAAUUCGCAGGAGUUUAGGUGUUGUUUCCAAAUUGUAAAAUAAAUGUCACUUAAUGAGUUUUAUUGUUUGGAGGUUAGUUUUGAUGGAUUAAUUUUGUUUACUUACAAAUUAGAUUAUGGUUGGACAAACCAUGUGCAAUAGUUUAUGAUUGGACUUAAUUUUGGGUGAUAUAUUUUUCAUUUUCAGAUAAUGGAUUAAAAAAAAUAAAACACAAUAUAUUUUACCAUGAAACUGAAAAUUCUGUAUACUGUUAAUCAGGGAAGCAAAAAGGUUGAUUUAGCCAAAAGAUUUAGGCCGGCUUGCACAGUUGUGACUUGAGGCAAAGUAAAGUAUUUAUCCAUUUGAUUAACCUGCAAAGUUUUUGCUUAGAUUUUAUUUACCUUACUCCGCAAAUCACCCUUAGCAUCCCAAAUUCAACUCUAUUAACUAAUUUAUUUUUGUAGUAUUGAGUUUUGAAUUCACCUCAUUAUAAAGAAACCUCACUAUAACAAACAAACCCAAAUUGAGUCCCUUCAGGUUUGUUAUACCGAGGUUUUACUGGUUUACUUAAUUAUUUAUAUGAAAAUAAAAUUAUAUAAAUUUGAACUAGGUAUUUGUGAGUACAUACUUGAAUCUCAAGUUCGAGUCAAGUAUGUAUAUAACUAGGCCUGUGCAAAUAAGCAGGAGCAUGUUAUAACAUUUUUCGAGAGGCCAAAGGAAAAAUGAUAAGCAGGAAAUAACAACUUAGCACUUGACAGUGUUUGAAUUUUUUACCAAUGGACUCAUCAAGCUGUGUAAAAAAAAUUUAAUGUUAAAACUGCUGAUGAGUACACUCGAUGCUCAGAUUUGCUUUAUCAAGCUAACAAUUUUUCAACUUUUACGUGCGUCCAGCUUCUAUUUUAUUUGUCUUUAAAGAUACACUGCCACGUUUCUGUAAAAUUGUCUCACAAUUUAUGACGAUGAUUUUAGAGUGAGAAUGCCUACUUCCAAUUCCUUCACUGUGAAAAUGUGUAAUUUUGGGAUUACUACUUACGAAUGAAAUAAAUGAAACUCUAUGGGCAAUAGAAAUUUUUUUUUUGCCAUCACGGAAUAGUUGGCUCAAUCAACAUUGUAGGACUGCGUAUGUACAUCUGAAAACACACUAGAAUGACAAGGAAUGGAAGGAUUUUUUUUCCAAGAUAAGGGUGCCAACUGACACGUAGCUGUGAACAUUAUGUACCUUCGAUAUAUUGAAUGCACAACAUUAGCCAGCACUAACAUGUAGCACUCUUAGGGCCGGUAUUAUGACCUCCGGCCAAAUCUCCAGUUUAGCUAGCCUUCAGGUUAGGCUAGCCUCCAGUUAACGAACGAGGGGUGUAUUAUGACCCAUACUUAGCCUGCGGUUGGCUAACCGGAACCUGACGAAGCGUGUGGUGUAAUAAUGGGUGUGUUGGUAAUGAAAUAAACCAGAAUUCGGUAACUUUUGUUGCAAGACAGUUUUUUUUUCUGGUAGAAUGUUAGUCAGCUGUUUGUUUGUAUUGUGAUUCGGAAUGUUUACAGCUGCAGUAAAGAAAUAUGCCGCGAACUUUAUCUUGCAACAGAUAUAAUUAAAUUAACCAAAAACUACUUUGACGUCAAACCUGCUUUGUAUUAAACCAUAAAAUUACAAUUUAUGAUUCAAAACCGUGUGUUUUCAACUUUACUCUUGUAUUGAAACUCGUGAUUUUGUUAGGUUAUAUAUUAAGCCAAAACUAACGAAGUAAUUCUAUACAAACAAAUAAAUAGGGAUGACAUUUUUGCUAGAGAACACUUAUUUCUUUCAUAAAUUUAUUUCAUAAUCAAAUAAUAUAGACCCUGUUUCGGGAAAAUACUUGUCGAUUUUCAUUUCACUGGUGCAGCUUUCAUUUUUGUACAUACUAAUAGUUUCGUAUCACGUAUCCAAAUUAAUCCGAUCCUGAUGGAAUUAGUUUGUGGUAUAGGAUGCUUGCUGUUUUAAUUUAGUAGGUCGAGAGAUCCUAGACAUAUUCACUGGGGAAAUAAUUAUGAUUGUAAAAUGUAUACGAAAGAAAUACAUUUUUACAAGUACCUGACAUAAUUUGUUUGUAUCGUGAUAUGUUAGGUAUUUUGAGUUAUGUACAGGAUUUUUCAACAUUCUAAAUUAAAACAGCAAGUAUAAUGUAAAACAGGACCAACAUAUAAAGGGUCAUGCCGAUAGGAUCAAGAGAUAAACUUGGAUAUGGGAAACAGAAUAAUUCCAGUGCUGUUUUCGUUUUGCACUUGCGUGGCAGGUAGAUAAUAAGUACCUAAAGGUUUGUAAGAUAGGGAAGGGGUAAUUGGGUAACAUUUAUUUUCACAUUCAAUUGUAUUCAUUGAAUUAGAACCAUGUCUGAAGUCGUAUGAAGUGCAUUUCAUUCCCGGCAUAUGUCCACUGUAUUACGAAUAAAAAUUCACAGAUACAACUUCUACGAAAACAUGCUUUUUAUAGGUAAUAAUAACCCUCGUUUGGCAAUUUUAAAAUUCACUUAUUUACACAUAUUCUUAAGCAGGAACAUUUAAGUUUAUAUACAUUGCAUACGUUUAUGUACUUCGUGAUCAAUUAAAGUCAAAUAAUAAUACACGACUCAACGAGAAUAGAAAAGCGUGACUACACUUUCAUGCCAUGUAAUUUUUAAUAAAACUUUGACGAAUACGGCGAAGCAUUUUGUAUUUAGUAAUAAAUUAUUCCAUCGCAUCCUGCAAAUAUUCAAUAGAAUUUCUCAAAUAGUCAUCAUCACUAUCAACAACUAACCUCGCCUGAUACAUCAUCAUUUUAUUUUCUGCUGCUUAGCCUCAGGUUAAGCAGCUAGCGGCCGGUUCAUCCACCCGCUAGGUUAGCCGGUACUUUAACUGGAAGGUAGACGUUAACAGGGAGUCAUAAAACCGAAAUAAGAGCUAGCCUGCGGUUAAAUUUUAGCCGGAACUUUAGCCGGGGGUCAUAAAACCGGCCCUUACAUUUUGUUUUUGCCUACAUUCCUGUUUGAACAAACUACAUGUAUGGUGCAUAUAACAGUGAUUUUAAAUAAAAAGUAUGUAAAGUGUAAAUUAAACCAUUUAACAUGUUAUGUUCACAGAUGAUAUAAAUGUUCAAAUAGUUAGCUUUUUAAAACUUUUUUCUGCAUUUACUGAAUCUUCAAACGCAAACGUAUAAGCAGGAAAUGCACUGUAAAUAUCGGAUAUCGCGAAUUUUUAGAACGGAAAGAAAAAAAAUGGAAAACAUGGUUUUCACACACUAUCCACAUCCCUAUGUUUACUCUGAAGGGAUUUGAAAAAAUUAAAUUUUUAUUUCUUACAUUACAAUACCUGUGCUUUUACGCUGCCAUCCCCAUUUAUUGUGUACGCUCAAUAAAUAGGAAUAUGUCUUUUCCAUAUACUUGAUAUGUUCCUGAAUUAACCCUGAUAAGAAAGGUUUCUUAAUUUCUACUGGUUUGUGAAAAAAUAACAGUUUACAGCUUACAUUACAAUACCUAUCUAUUCACGCAAUCACCAACAUUCAUUGUUUACCCGUGUGAAUUAUAAUUUUUUUUUUUGGAGAACCUUAGUCAAUGUAUGUGUUUUAGUAAUAAUAAAAUUCGUUUAAAUAAUGACUAUUGAAAUUGUAAGGAAUUUUUAAUGCUUAUAUUUCAUGUUUGUUGUUUUAUUAGAUUAAGUAAUUGUAUUACAAAAUAUUUGUUUUGUUACUUGCAUAUAAAGUACGUACUGUUUUGAGUUAAGUUGUAAUGGGUGAGUCUAAUUGGGAGGCAAACAUUUAAAUAUGAUUGUUAACGUCUUUCAUUUUCUGUAAGGAGUACUUACAGCCAUCUAUAUUGUGUGUGAUAUGUCUGGUGUUUCAUGUAUCCCAAUUUAUGCCUGGAUCCUGAAGGCUUAAUCCUGAUGGCAUGAUCCUGUUUACUUAAUCCAGUGUUACAUAAUGCUUGCUGUUUUAGUUCAGUACGUCGAAAGAUCCUGAUGUCAUGAUUCUGUUGGCUUCAACCUGUGAUGCAUGGUGUUUGAUGUUUUAGUUCAGUACGUUGGAAGAUCCUGCACAUGAAAGAAAUUGUGUAUAAGAAAGAAAUGUGAUUGUAGGUUGGAAAAAAAAAUCCUUUUUAUUUGACUUAAGAUCAUAAUUCAUUUAUAUAUAUAUAUAUAUAUAUAUAUAUAUAUAUAUAUAUAUAUAUAUAUAUGUACAAGAUCUUCCAAUGUACUGAAUUAAAAAAGCAAGCAUCAUGUACCACAUGAUCAUGCUAUCAGGAUCUUUCGAUGUGCUGAACUAAAACAGCAAGCAUCAUGUACUACAGGAUCAAGCCAACAGGAUCAUCCCAUCAGUAUCUUUCGAUGUACAGAAUUAAAACAGAAAGCAUCAUGUACCACAGGAUCAAGCCUUCAGGAUCCAGGGAUAAACUUCAAUAUAUGAAACAGAAGAAUUAGCAAAUUUUUAAUUCUCCAUAGUUGGCUACAGUUGUGCUGAACAAAGAGAUACACGAUCACAGGUAAACAAUGAAUGGUGGUGGCAGUCAGUGAUGCCAACUUGGGGGUUUCCCCCCCAAUUUAAGGUAGAACCAAGAUGUAAAGGGGGUUUUUUAGGGAGUACAUUUAUUUAGGGGGAUUUUUUAGCAUGUAGAUUAUUGAAGAAAUUUUUUUGAGGCCAUGAAAUUAAAGUGUAUAUCUUGAAAAAAAGUGAAAAAAAAAAAACAGCAACACAAGUGGCGUUGGUGGCUGAAUAUCGCACUAUGACUAACAAAUUCCGUUUUCACUUUUACCGCUUUUAUUGUUCGAUGUUUUCACGUCACGUUGAGGUUCUGUCUGUAGUUUGUUGUCUACUUGCAUAUUUUAUUUAGAAGACAUUGAAGCAAUUUAUUUUUAUUUCAAUUAUUUCUCGUUUAACUUUAAAAGAAAGGUUUAGAAAAGUUAACAAUAGAAAAGUACAUAAAGCAAAAAAUAAUUUAUGAAAAGAAAAUAAUGAUGAAGCAAAAAAAUGUAUGCAAAGAAAAGUUAAAACAAAGCUAACUAAGAAAAGAAAAGUUAUAGAAAUAAAAAAUAUAAAUUUUUCAUUGUUAUUAUGAUUAAUAUUAUUAUUCAUAAGUUACUUGAUGUAGGCUUUUGGACAUACGCCAUUGCUUAGCACAUGUAUGUCUGCAGAAGAAAACUACAAAAAAACACAAAUGACAAAAAACACAAAUUAAGCAAAAAUUGCUGUUGUCAGGAUUUAACGCCACACAAUAUUCCACAACAGGAAUAUGGUCAACAAACAAGGAAAAAACAAAGAAAAAUGGACUAACAGAACGAAAAAACCCCCACAAAUGAUGACAGCACAAAAAUUCCGAACCCAAAAAAAUUCAACACAACAGUUGAAACGAGACAAAAAACACAGCAAAACGAAAAGACAAAACAAACACAAUAGUUUUCCAGAAAAACAAAAAACAAAAGAGAAACGGAAAAAAAACAUAAAAACCCCCACAAAUGAUGACAGCACAAAAAAUAUUGAACCCAAAAAAUUCAGCACAACAGUCAAAACGAGACAAAAACACAACCAAACGAAAAGAUGAAACAAACACAACAGUUUUCUAACUUUUUUUGUAGUUUUCUUCUGCAGACAUACAUGUGCUAAGCAAUGGCGUAUGUCCAAAAGCAUACAUCAAGUCAUGCACUCCCAUUGCACAAAUCUUUCAAAGAUAAUUCAUAAGUUAAUGUGUAUAUGUGUAAAAUGCCCCCACAUAAAUGCAACAGCUAUUUUAUACUACUUCAGAGUAUUUUAAUUUUAUAUUUGAAAUAACCUCUCAAACAGGUUGUACAAUGAAUACUUCAGGGGUUUUUAAUUGACAUCUAGGGGUAUUUGAAGUUGGUCCUAGGGGGAAAACACUGUAGGAGUUGGCAUCACUGGCAGCAGUGUGAAAACACAAGUAUUGUAAUAUAAGCUUUAUACUGUUAUUUUUCACGAACCAGUUGGAAUUUAAGAAACCAUCCCUCGGGGUAAAUUUAGGGACAUGUGUAGUGUGUGAAAACCAUGUUUUCCGAUUUUUUCUUACCGUUGUAAAAAGUUGCGAUGUCUGAAAAUUACCAAAUGCACCAUUUGUGAAACAUUAUAUGCUGUAAAUAAAUACAUUGGUCUUGUAGGGAAAAAUCUCUAGACCUAAAAAAUAUGAUGUUAUAAGCAGGAACAUAACAGGGUUCUACUGUAUUAAAACAUUUAAAUACAAGUAUGAAUAUUUUUUUUAUUCGUAUUCAGUUCAACCUUAUAUAUUAACACUUCGAAAUAACGAAUUUUCUAUUGGUUCUGAAUAUUUGACCUAACGUUCCUCGUUUGUUUGUCACAUAGAAACAUUCAUUGUUGAGGUUAUGUCAUUUGUGCGAUAUAAAUACCCACUUUAGGUGUUUUAAUCUGUCUUAAAAAAUAUUAAUAGUACUCUGUAUUUUAACAAUGCAAUUUUGUUCACUUCUGUCAAAUUAGCAAAAUAUGUUUCUAAUAUUAUUAAACUAAAAUACAGUUUACCUGGCUGCCAUUUACAAUGAAAACUUGAAUAAAUAGAAUUUAAACAUGUAAAUAUGAGCUCUAGAGAUGUUAGUUUCCCGAAAGAUCAUUAUAAUGAAAAUGUUUCAUUAAUUUAGCAGAAAAUUUUCCAGCAGUUUGUACAUACUUAAGUAUAAAAACAGAAAUUAACCUUACCAACUGGUUUAUGCAAACAUAGCAAAUACAAAAAAAGUACGUAAGUCAUUAGGUGACACAGACAGACUAAAAACAUAUGGGAAAUCUCCACAAUUCUAUGACUUCUUUCCACCUUCAAAGUUUCUUAUCUUAGUGUAAUACAAUGGUAACAUAAAAUUUUAAAAGUGAUAUUAAAAGUUUGCAAUAGAGUUUAUAUGCUUAUAUAUUACAGUAUCAAGAAAUUUUACUUUUACCAUAAAACAGCAACCUAUCUUAAAUUAUGUAAAUCUAUGUAUGUUUUAGAAGAAAGGAAAAUUCUCAAAAUAAAAUUAAUGGUUACAUUUUACCAAAAAAAAUUUUUAAUUUUUCUUAGAAAAUUUUCCAUCUCACAGCCUUUAUGAGUUUAUAUAAUUACUUUUUCAUGAAUACAGCAUUUAAUAAAAGUCACAUUUUUCAUGAAAUCGUUUGGAUUUUUCAUUACAUAUUUUAUUAUUUUGCGGCUCGUAAACAUUUUCUUGAGCAAUAUGUAGAGUAGCUGGUUCCGGGAAAUAAAAAGAAUAAAAACUGAAAAAAGGUUGGUUAGGAUAGAUUGGGAUAGUUGCACUUUUUUCUCUUUAAAAAUUUUAAUAUUUUAACAAACAUUUUACAUGUGAUUAUUGGAGCUGUUUGAGUAGCGCUCUAACGUGUCAUAUAUUAGGCAUUAAGCUGAAAAGGGCGCUGUUUGGAAAUAGAAGCACGUACCAUGCAUUUUACCACAACCCUACUUGUUUAAUUACAUUUCAUUUUUUGUAAAAUGUUUGUUGAUAAAAAGUUUGACAAUGCUGCAUGGCAACACUGAAAUGCACAAGUUCCGUCAAAUGUCUGUCGUCGUGGAAAGUCGUAUACGUGACUGGAGGGGAAAAAAAAUUUGUUUUAAGUAAUGGUAGUGCUGCAAUAAAAAAUUGAUCUGCAAGGUGAGAAUUUAUUGCAUGUACAUUUUCAGCAAUUGCCCAUUUUAUUCUGUUUUAUCUUCGGAAAAUAGCAUUUACUUUGGUUAUUCGUGGUUGAAAUUUAAAUAGCGUUCACUGCAGUAAAAAAACAGCAGUGGUCGGUAGCCAUUUUACAUUCAUGAGACUUUUUUCCUUGCAUCAUGGUUAACACAUUAUGCUUGUCUAUAAAUAUACAUGUUGCCUGAUAUCGUAAGAGACUUUUGUUUAGUAUUUACAUAAAGUAUUUUAUUGGUAAUAUUACUACAUUAAUUUAGUUUAGUUACAAGAACAAGGUAUGCUGAAAAAUUAACUGGUAGACAUCAGUACUGGGAAUGAUAUAUGUUUUACAAAAACCUUUAAAGAAUAUUUAUUAUUUUGAAUAAUUAUUUAUAGAAUAAACAUUUGAAAGAAACUUUUAAGAUGUUGUUAUAAGUUUUGUUUUCAAAACUUUGGGAGGCUUAUUCAUAACAAGAAAUAAAUAAUCUAAAUAUUAGUGGUGCAAGGUAUAUGUGUUUUGUUGCAUUUUUAAAGACUGUUGUGUUUAUUGAAUAGUUGGGAUUGUAGCACUGCGGUAAGGAAACUCGCUUUUACACAGGACCUGCCCCACUGAAUAGUUGGUAUCAGUCUAUAAUAAAUAACCUUCACACAAGAAUGCAUGCAUACAUUGAAAUAGAAAGGACAAUGCUAUAUAAAACUCAUAAAUAUUGGCUGUAACAUAGCAUAAAAGAGAAUAGAUUUUCCCAAAACAAAAAAAUAAGUAAACUAACAAGCUCAGACCACAUACUGUUCUAAAAAUGCACACCCUAAUUGUUUCUUGAAGGAUACUGUCCAUGGGUGAUACACUUGUUUCAGUUGCUCUUUCUCUUUUUUCUACAGCAUAAUCUUGACUUCCUGCUACCUGAGAAAAGGAACAGAUGGAAAUGAGAAUCACAAUCAAUCUUGCAUCACACCCUCUGCCUCCCAUCCAACCAGACAUAUAGACAUAUAGACAUAUGCCUGUUCAUGGCUCUUUGCUCCGAGUCAGUUGACUCUUGUGAGCAGAGAAAGAGCACUAUAAAUAGAGCCAAAUUGUAUAGUGUCGUAAAAAAACAAAUUUUGUCAUUAAAGAUAAUAUAUCUCAUUUUUAUUGUCUUAAAAAAUUCAUUCUAAGACACUUAAAAUGUGUACAUAAAACAUAUUGAUGAGUGUGUUAUAAAUAAACUGCAACUAAGACAUUCAGUAGUCUUCUGUAAUGUUCCUUCUUUCACGUGAAAGUUAUAAAUAUGAAAAUAAAAAGUACAGCAAAACAUUUUUUUGGAAUGUCUGUAGCUUAUAUGGAUUUUUUUGACAAGUUUUGUUAUUUUUAUUUUUAAAGUAUCGACAGUAUUGUACAUUAAUAUAAAAUUACUUAAAUAUUGUGUUCAAACUACAUAAUAUGUAGUUUAUUUUAUUUAUAUAUAUAAUUUUUAUAUACUUAUUUAAUAUAUUAGGUAUAUAAUAAAUAUAUUAUUUAUUUAUUACGGUUGUGGCAUGUUCACCAACACUUCAUAAAGAGGUUACUAGGGUGUUCAUGUGGAUAUAAAAAAAGAAACAAAAACAAUAACAAUAAAAAUCACAACAUGUAAAAAGAUACACAACAUGAUGCAAAGGACAAAACAAACAAUAGACAGGGACACAAUAAACAAUUGAGUAAUGAUACACUCAUACUCUACAGGAAGCGCUGAAUAAACAAAUUGUAGACAGAUAAUUUUACAAUUUAUAGUAAAUAGUUUGGUUUAAUAUAUAAAUAGAGAAAGAACUUACUCCACCAAAAUUAGGGUAAAAUGUAUAUGCUGCAUUUUUAUGGUAAAAUUUUUUUGAUUAAAUUGGUAUAAAAUGAAUAAUACAUUUCAGAACAAUAAAGAUAAAUUAGCGAGCAUUUAUGGUUUAUAAUUGAUUCAAUAAGAGAUGCACAAUAAAACAAAAUUAAUUUUUCUGAUCCAUGCACUUUGGUACAAUUUUUUGUCCAGAAAUGACAUUCCUUGAAUUUCAAACAUUAAGAGUUAUUUUUUGAUUUUAAUUAAGUUUUGAUUAAAUGCUUCUUAAUUCCAUGAUAAAACUGUGAAUUGGGUGCUAUUUGGUGUAUAAAAUUUAAUUUCGAUGUUAUGCUGUGUUUUGACAUGCAUUUUGGAGUUAUUUCAAUUUUAUCACAAUUCACCAUAUAAUCUUGUACCUCUUUAUAAAAUGUUAAUUUUCAAAUUUGAAAAAAAAAAUUAGAAAUUAAUUAUAUUUGUGUACUGAACUAUGUUACUACGUACAGCGACAGCAGCAUUUGCCUGAAUCCAAUUUCAAGAAGUAAUUGUAUUUGAGGUGAUAUUUACGACAUUUGAGUUACAUGAAUCCAUAGUUAUGUACUCUUUCUGAUUUGUUGGUAUAGGUAUGUUAUGGAGUACCCAAACUUGAACACAGGAAAAAAAUUACUUUGAACACCAAGAGAUACAAAAAUGAAACCUAGAAUCAGUGUUGGUAAAGGUACUAUCAACAAAAGUCAUUCAUAACCAAACAGAUAUCUGAUUCAGGGUAGAAACAUGUAAAGAGAAACUUAAGAAAAAAAUCUGUAUUUAUUCUGUGAAAUUCUCUUCAAUACUCCAAGUGAUUUGAAAUUGAGUAUAAUACGUAAUCAUAAUUUAGAUGUUAACACAUAAUUUGUGAAUAGUUUCAGUGAGAACAGCUAUUGUUCCAGUAAUGCUGAAGAGAGGUGAUGAAUGCUUGUGCAAGCUGCCACUCAGCACCCUGUUCGAGGUUACGAGGUUACAAGGAUCACUGAGAACACUGCAACUGUGGGAGUAAUGGAGAAAUGUAGCGUCAGUGAAAUAGGAUUACGGUGCGCAAAAUUCAAUACAGCACUCUCUUGAGCAUAGCAUUGCAUUAAUUAUAGACAAUCUCAUGUUGUAAUUUGCAAUAAAGCAAGUAUCAAAUACCUGAAAAGUUAUUUAUCACAACAUUAUUUUCUUAUUUUGAAGGAAUUUACAAACAAAAACAACUUAUUUAUUUUCAGAAGUGUUUUAAAUAAAAUCAGAGAAAUAAAAUUCACAAGUGUUUGACUUUGACUCUACGUGGGGGUCAUCAAACACUGGGAGUUAUAAGAAUUCUUCUUCUUUAAAUAAUAGAGGAAUUGCUAAUUCAAUAUUUGAACCUAUUUCCUUAAUUACCCAUUGCAAUUCCAAAUGUAACCUUUUUUUGUUUUGUUUCAAUAAUGUUUAAUUAACUUAUAGUUGAAUACUUUAUCCUUGAUUUUCAAGUUUUGUUAAUAGCCAAUUAAAAUUCUGCUUUGUAAUUUGUGAUUUUUUUAUAUUUGUGAAUUUUAACUUAAUGACUGAAUAAACACAGCAGAAUACUCCUUAUAGAUUUCAAUAUUUGAUUCAGGUAUGAUUUUGAUACUGUUUGAAAGUGAAUUUUGAUGUAUAGUUUUGUUAUAAUAAAAUAAUUGGUGAUUAUAUAGUAAAUUUGUAAGAGAUGUGUGGAUUGGCCAGUACAUACCAGAAAUAAGUUCAUAUAUUCGAGAGCAUUUGUUUGGAAGCUUUUAGUCUAGUGUGAACCUUCACGAAGAUUAGUUGUGUGUCGACAAUUUCCAAAUUUUGGAAACUUUGUUUCAAAGUAACAAGAUUGAGUUACAUAUUUUAAGAACAAAUUUAUUAAUGAUUGUGUGAAUUGGUGAGGUUUUCUAAUGAAGAAAUAGAAAUUGAAUUUUAAUCAUCGCCAAGUUAAUUACGUUUUAUGUGGACAUUGAUUUCAUCAUAUUAUGUUACAAGUAGGCUAAAUCAUAAGAAGAGGCCUAAACUUUGAUGUGAAUAAUUUACAAAAAUUCUUAUUUGGGCAAACUUAUCUGGAAGUAUGUGAUGCAAACGAAACAGACUACAAGACAAUAAUUUUCCACCACAGAAAAUAUUACUACAUGGAGUCCAUCCAUCAAUGAUUUGUCUUGUCUGUCACCUCCAAGAAGUAGCCCACGUUCCAGCUGAUUGAAGCAGUCCCUGUUCCAUGAAUUAUACAAUUUUCUGUUGACUUCUAUGUACCAAACUUUCGAACUUCGUUGCAGAUCUUCUUGGCGGAUAUUGAAAGAACAAUGGUCGAUUUGAUGGAGGAUUAAGAUCUGCAAGUCUGUUAAAUGUCUCUAAAAAUAGGAAGUGUUGGCAGAAAACUGGUAUGUAUUGUGUUAAUACUAUUGUUAAUGUGUGUGUAGUCAGCUAACCCGUUUUUCAGUUGGUUUUAAUGAUAUUAAUGAUUUAAUGAUAUUAGAGCUUCCAAUUAACUUUAGAUUCUUGUUUUACCUACCCCUGUUGAUUGAGCUAAUAAUAUUAAUUUGAUUUUAACUUUUCUUCAUGAGUUUAUGUCUUUGAACAGAAACCAUUUGCUUUAAAACAUUUCUGUCAAAGUUUAGAAUGUCCAGUAGUUUCAGAUGACAAGUUCUAUCUUACCAGUAAACUGAUAACUGAGAUAACCAAUUGGAAAACUAAAAUUUCAUGUGUUGAAACGAGGUAAUUUUUUUAAUUAUUCUGUUGAUUCAUGUUCGAUAGUAAUCUUUGCAUAAUUCUGGACUUUCUGGGAAUAAAUUUUAUUUGUCCAAGUAGUUGACUGCUUGAUAAAAAACAGAGUUCAUAAUAUUAAAAAUAUUUGUUUUGAUUUUCCAUCAGUUAUUUAGUAUUCUCUAAUACUAGACUAUAUUCAAAUUACAGACUUAAGUCGAAUUUCAUGUCUUAAACUAACUGUAAUCUGUUAUUCAAAUCACAAAUUAAAUUAGAAUCACCAGUUAAAGGCAAUUUUAGACUUACAGUUAAAAUUUUUAACCCCGUAAAAAUUAUAAUACAUGUUUCUAAACAUUUCAUAUAUGUUUAGUACGGUGCCCAAAUAUAUAAAAAUAAGUUUACGUCACAAGGGUGAAAAUGAAUAAAGAGAAUCACACUUAAUUUAAAUUUUGAAAACAGUAUCAGCAUAAACUUUGUUGCUAAAGAAAGUUUUGCCAAAGAGUGGGGCAAGGGUAAUGGUGGGAGGUGGCUGGAAGUUCAGGAAUGUGUUCCAUUUUCCCUCGGCAUUUGCUGCAUUCUUAUCUCAUAGUGGCAUCUCGCCAACCCUCCCCUGUGAAUAGUAAACAGAUGUGGUUGAGUUGUUGUGGUGGGAAUCAGUGAUUGCCAGCCUUCUAUCUACUGUUUGGUGUUCUGGCGAAGAACUUAAAUUUUUUCAGUCUUUAUAAUAUAGCUUUCUUUUUUUAUGUUUAUAACCUGGUGGUAAAGGAUACGAGAUCGAUACACACAACUGAAUCAGCAAACUAUUAUCUCAGAAAUAAUAUUUUUUAUCUACUAAAGAUUAUUAAGAAUAAUGUGUUCAAACUUUCACAAAGAAAUUUGUGUUGCAAGCACAGAAAUCGGAAAGUAAAUUUUCUGAAAAAGUACAAUUUUGUGACGUGGUGUGCUUUACCUCCGGGAUAAAGACAUGUUAUUGACAGUGAGGGAUAAACUCAACACCGCAGCUCAAGGAACGUGGGGAAAGAAUUGGUCUGAAGCGAACUUUAGAAACAAUGAGAAUUGCUGAACGGUGAUAAUGAACGCGGGACCUCCGGCAUGCUACUCCAGUAUUACCACUGCAUCAUCUUGCUUUAUGUAUUUUGUGUUGUUAUGGCAAGUUAAAAUUAGGAGAUAUCUACUCAUUUAAAUUGAGUACAUAUUUUUGCACUUCAUGUAAAAUGUCUCAUUGGAAAACUAAUUAUCUUUUAAAUUCGGCACAUAAUCUUUUCGUCUUAUGUUCUUUGGUUAAAAUUUUGGCACAUUUUUGCAGUGCUUAAGCAAGUAAACAUGUGAAGGUAUAUAUAUUUACUUUUUGCUAAUGCAAUAUUGACUGCUGCCUCAAACUGCAGCCGAGGUAGUUUCACACUGAGUCCGAGCAAGGCUUCACACUGGGGCGCCAGAGAAAUAACACGCAGGAUGCUGUCGUGUCAGUGUUGCGCUCACGUCAAUGGAACAAUGAAAUGCAUUCAAACUGCGAACCAUGGUUGUGUUUUGUGUGAAUGUGGUGUAGAUAGAAUGCCUGUUACGAGCUUUGUUCGAAGCUUACCUUUGGCAUUUGCUCAACUCUUCUUUGUAUUGCUUUCAAAUACUUGAAUGGUUGUGUAUGUUUCUUUUGUCUGUAAUAACUUUACGAAAUUGUUCGUUCUUAUUUUGCAAUAUGCAUCGUAAUUUUCUAUUACAUAAUUCAAACUGAAGUUUGUAUGUAUUAUUAAUCUUGGAAAUGUUUUUCAUCUUGUUUGGGAAUAUUGUAUUUGCAACAUCCUUACUGUGUAAUGAAAGACUUGCUACUGCAGACUAGUGUCGACAUCAGAGAUGUUGUUGUGAGUGGUUCAUGAUUAAGAAUUGAGCAAGGGCACCAUGACUUUCUCUCUUCUGAAUCGCACACAGUGUAUGUUACUAAAUUUCAAAAUUAUAAAUUUGUCUGGGUAAGCAUGUUUUGUUUUCAUUACAUCUUCCCAAUUUUUACUGGGUUCACCUUAAUAGUGAAUUGGCUAAUAAACACUAUGAAAUAACAAACGAUUUACUCUAAACAGCAAUCAACCAUUAUUUUUAGAACAUAGGUAGGCACAUAACUUAAUUAUUGUAAACAUCAGUUGAGGUAUUAAUGCUAUACUGUGUUUUUCUUUUUUUCUUUUUCCUCUUGAAGACUAGGUCAACGGAGGAAAUAUAGGAAGGAAUUUGCUACUACGUAUGGUGAAUUUACCUACAGUGAUUUCAAAAAACCACAGGAAAACAAAAUGGAAAUGCCUAGACACGGAUUUGAAACCAUUUAUCCUCGAAUAUGAGUCCACUGAUUUAUCUUUUAUACAACCUCGCUCAAAUUUUAAACAUAUUACAAAGUGUGCAAGUUAUACCACAAAAAUUUCAAUCGUAAAGCAUUAAGUAUUUUAUUUAGGUUAUAAAUAAUCUAAAAUUAAAUUGUUAAAAAUUUUAGAUUUUGGUUAUAAGCAUUAAAUAAACAUGAUUUUAUUUUUGGAACAAAGUUCAAAAGAUACGCCAGUAGUUCAUCAGAGAUUGAAAAAAGCUCAGUUUGUUUUGAUUUUGAUAAUUCAGAGUCCAAAAUUUUGAUUUAACUUGAAGCACUGUGUUGGAAAGCAACAUUGUGUUAGGUUCUCAUAAUAGGUGACAAGUGGGAAUUACCGGUACAUGUUUCCUGUCUAAUUGUUGUAUUUUUUAUAAAUUUUGAACCUCUUAUAUUCAUCUUUAAGCAUGUGUUUUGGUUUUUUUCUUCAUUGAGUAUUCACAGUUUAAUAAUACAUGAAAAUUUCAGUAUUUUUUUCAGUACAUUAUAAGAUAACAUUGUUUAACUCCUCUAAUUACUUCUUAUUUACACAAAUAUUGACAAAACAUGCUUUCCCACACAAGCAAGUUUUGUGUGAAAAUGUCUUAAACUAUUUGUGAAUAAUAAAAGCCCAUACUACAGUAUCUAUUUAUGGGUAUACUCUUAUUAAAUUACUGACUAUGAAUUAAUGAAAAGAUCUGACAGAAAAGGUUUUCUAGGCAUAGAAGAUAAUAUUUUUAAUUGUUGUAAUAGAUGGGUGGUUGAAAUAUUCUGGAGUGGAAGAAACUUAAAUUUUGGUGUUUGGAUAGUAGUGAAAGUCAUGUGUAAUGCUCUUGCACACAUUUGACCGUGGUUUCGAGCAGGAUAGCAUGUAACAUAUAGGAAGCAUUGCUUGUGUGCAGUCGUGGAUUGUGUUUCUGUGGAAGCUAAGCUUGUGUUACGUCAAUGGCACGCAUGUGGUGUACGAGAUGUGGUGAUGAUACUUAAAAGACACACUAGACUAGUACUGUUUGUAAUACAUACUGUAUUUAAUAAAGUAAACAUAGUUUGUAGAAUAUACAUCAGUAUAUAUAUUUUUUAUCCUGGAGACAUUCAUAAAAUUUGUGAUCUUAUUUAUUGUAUUUCUGGAAGAGUAUAAUUUUUUUUUCCCAAGUGAUGGUGAUGUAAAUAAUGUGCAUAAUAAAUUCUGUGCAAUUGUUGCAA